GAAACUAUCGUGGAAUUUUCAUGGAAGGUUUCGCCAGGGGGCAGGGGUUGCUAUUACUAGCUUGCGGCUGUGAAUGUGUGCCUUGGAUUCCCCUCCCCUAGAAGUCCUCCCUGGAAUCCCCGCCCCCUGGCACCAGGUGACACCCGAUGUGGGAACGCUGCUGAGCUUUGGCACUUGGUCUCUAAAAGGUUCACAUCGCUGACCUAUACUGUGGGAAUUUGUUUCAUGCAUUUCUGUUUCUUAGUGAUGAGGCAACAAAAGUUGAUGAGAUAUGAAGAGAAAGAGCAUGGCACCUCACAGUGUUAAAAAAAAUGGAAACAAAAAGAUUGAUUGGUAAGUCGCUCCAACCAGCGAGACCUGUGCGACAUCUCAUUCCCCAUGUUUCACCAACCACUUUCAACUUCCAGUCAAAGUUUACAUGCAGUACUUCAGGAUGUUCACCUGUUGAAAUUAGUUCUAUGUGUAAAUCCAAUGGACUACUGGUCUUAAAUGAAAGUCUGAUUCCAAGUGUAUCUGAGCAGCACAAACCUGAAGUUACAAAAGAAAGAAUAACAUAUAGUAGAGAUUACCUUUUGAAGCUUUCAGAGGUUUCACUUGCCCAAAAGAAACCAGAAUUUCUUCCUGAUCAUCCUGUUGUGCUUGAAAAACCAAAAAACUACAGUUUAAUGUCUGCCUCAAGCGAUGAUACGUCUUUCUGAAGAUGAAGAAUAUGUCUUUUUUUCACCACUGAAAAAAUUAAGGGAAUGUGAUCUGUAGUGACAAUAGACUGUAAUCAGUUUUAUCUUUUAGUAUACUAAAACUGUACUCAUCACUUCAUGCCUGGAGUAAAGCUAUUUUCAAAAAGAAAAUACUUGGUAGAUCAACUUCAAAGUUUUGUAUGACUGUACCAAUAUUGCAUUGAGUUUUAGGGUUAUAAGAGAGACAGCUGUUGGAAUGAGGUAAGAAUACUGUAUCAAGUUGAGGUAUUUUAUAUAAAACAAUAUGCUAUCAUACCUACUAGUAUCCCAAAGAUGUUGAAAUGUAAUCUUUUUGCUGCAACUAAUGAAAAGAAAUAUGGAAGAGUUCAGGCAUACUGUAUGGCUGCCUACUGCAAACACUGACUCCCUGUAGCUGCAUGAACCUACUGUAUAGCAUUUUUUUUAGACAAUUACUAUAGGAUAAAUGUUUAUUUUUAAAAGGGAUUGAUGAGAUACUCUCCCAUAUCUAAAAUACUGACUUUUCUUUUAUUAAAGAAAAUUCUUAAAUUUGUCUUUUGAAAUUAUUGGGACUUAUAAGUCCUUUAUUGUGAUUGAAUGGUGCUAUUUUUGUAAUGUUGCAACCCCUCAUGUGUGUUUCAGUACAUGUAAUAUUGGUUUGUAUUAAUAAUUCUGGACCUUAUCACACAUGGGGAGGGGUUGCAGCUCAGAUCCGCAGUCACUCCUGUUCGAGCAAUGCA
Molecule: messenger RNA, 1435 nt
Organism: Sceloporus undulatus (fence lizard)
Lineage: Eukaryota; Metazoa; Chordata; Lepidosauria; Squamata; Phrynosomatidae
Gene: C4H8orf88
Product: chromosome 4 C8orf88 homolog
Exons: 6
Coding region: 312-698 (128 amino acids)
Biological process (GO): negative regulation of translational initiation
Cellular component (GO): cytoplasm
Molecular function (GO): eukaryotic initiation factor 4E binding
Source: RefSeq, a predicted model, not a curated record